Paramormyrops kingsleyae is the source of this 5518-nucleotide messenger RNA. RefSeq names its product anoctamin-1. The record is from RefSeq and is a predicted model, not a curated record. Gene Ontology annotation, cellular component: plasma membrane. Gene Ontology annotation, molecular function: intracellularly calcium-gated chloride channel activity; protein dimerization activity. Lineage: Eukaryota; Metazoa; Chordata; Actinopteri; Osteoglossiformes; Mormyridae. Gene Ontology annotation, biological process: chloride transmembrane transport.
GAGUCAGUGAGUGAAGAGAGACGGGGGAAAGGAAAAGUUAGUGUGGAAUUUAACGCAGAGCUUUGUGAUCGGAGAUGGAUGGUAAUGGUACGGGUCCGAAGAAGAAUGAUCAAAAUCAUGAUUCCAAAGCAUCUGGUAAAACGUUCUUAGUCCACAACCGCUCAGGAAAUCACCUACCAGAGUUGGACUCAGAGUCUGUGAUAAGAAAGACGGAGAAUUGCAGCCCUGUGCCUGCAGAAGACAAAGGGGUGGACAUAAUCAACAUCAAGGGCAUCGAGGACAUCGGAUAUGUCCAGCAGGAUUCCAUCCAGAUAUUUUUCUUCAAAUUGGAAACAAGUAAUGAUCACAGAGCAGAGUCAGCCACCAUCCCUGGGGCAACUGGGGUUAAGGGCCAUGCUCAAAGGCCUAGUGGUGAUACAGCUACUCUGCUGGAUAUGGGAUUUGAAAGCACAACAGACAUAGUAACAGGCAGGUUGAGCAGGCAGAUUCAGGGCAGCGGGCGCAUUCGGGCUUGCAGACCAGGGAGCGAGUCCUGCUUGAUUGCAGUAGCCCACAGGGAUGGGAAGAUGGCUGAGAAUGCAGCUGAACUCACAGGCACUGCACUGCCAGGCCCCACAAGGCAGACAGACUUCCUCAGAGAUGUGGUAUUCCAUGGCAAGUUCAAACUGCUGAAUGCUCGGAUCCCUGAGGAAAACACGCAGUGCCGGCAAGGUCUCUACUUCCAAGAUGGUGAGAGGCGGGUGGACUACAUCCUCACCUACCAAAUCAAGAAACCCGGCAGCUCUCGCCGGCACUCGUCCCGCCUGACAGAUAACGCCCUCACCCGCAGUCUGCGGCGCAGCCGGGGCCCGCCACCGCAGCAGGACCCCGAGGGGGCCACGCAGGAGCACAACCUGCAGUACCAUGAGGACGACAAGCGCGUCUGCCGGGAGGAGUUUGAGGGCAAUCUCAUGGAGAUGGGCCUGGACCUCGAGAAAGACGAAAAUUCAAAAACUCCUGGGAUGGGCUUUGUGAAGAUACAUGCUCCCUGGCAUGUCCUCUGCCGAGAAGCAGAGUUCAUGAAACUCAAGAUGCCCACCAAAAAAGUGUAUGAGGUCAACCACGGUAGCAGCCUGGUUGAGAAAAUGAACACAUUCAUCAGCAAGGUGACAGAACCCCUGCACCCAAAAGUAGAAGAGAACAGAAUACACAACGUCAAGCACCUUUCCUACCCAUUCUCACGAGAAAAGCAGCAUCUGUUUGAUUUGUCAGACAGAGACUCCUUCUUUGACAGUAAAACAAGAAGUUCAAUAGUUUUUGAAGUACUGAAGCGCACAAAAUGCACCAAAUUCGAAUACAGCAUGGGGAUUACCAGCCUGCUUGCUAAUGGGGUAUAUAUGGAUGCUUAUCCUCUGCAUGAUGGGGACAUUGAUGGAGAAAAUUCUGACCCCAAUGACAGAAAGCUCUUGUAUGAAGAGUGGGCGAGUUACAGUGUUUUCUACAAGUAUCAGCCGAUUAGCCUGGUCAGGAAGUACUUUGGAGAGAAGAUUGGUCUUUACUUCGCAUGGCUGGGUGUAUAUACCCAGAUGCUAAUCCCUGCCUCCUUGGUUGGGGUCAUUGUCUUCCUGUACGGCUGUGUCACGGUGAAUGAUGACAUUCCCAGCAUGGAGAUCUGUGACAAGAGGAACAACGUCACCAUGUGUCCGCUCUGUGACCGCGCCUGCAGCUACUGGAAUCUCGUCAUGGCCUGUGGUACGGCCAGGGCCAGCCACCUCUUCGACAACCCCGCCACGGUCUUCUUCUCUGUCUUCAUGGCCUUAUGGGCCGCCAUGUUCAUGGAGCACUGGAAAAGAAGACAGAUGCGACUGAAUUACAUAUGGGAUCUGACAGGCUUUGAAGACGAAGAGGAAGCUUUAAAGGAUCAUCCGCGAGCUGAGUAUGAGUUUCGAGUCAUGCAGAAGUCGCUAAAGAAGGAUCAGAAUGCACAGAAGUCAGAAAAAGAAAAAUUGACUUGUGAAGACAGACUUCCAGCCUACAUGACCAACGUUGUCAUGAUGCUGUUCAUGAUUGGCGUGACCUUUGCCAUCGUGUUUGGGGUGAUCGUGUACAGGAUAUCCACCACAUCGGCCCUGCACAUGAGCUCUGACCCCACCACCCGCUCCAACGUGAGGGUGACAGUCAAGACCACAGCUGCAAUUAUUAACUUGGUGGUUAUCAUCAUCCUGGAUGAAGUGUACGGGGCUGUGGCCCGUUGGCUCACCAUACUCGAGGUACCAAAGACCGACAAGAGUUUUGAGGAGAGACUGAUCUUCAAAACAUUCAUCCUAAAGUUUGUGAAUGCCUUCACUCCCAUUAUCUACAUCGCCUUCUUGAGAGGGAGGCUUGUUGGUCGUCCUGGAAGUUACCUAUAUGUCUUUCAAUCUUAUCGGAUGGAGGAGUGUGCCCCCGGUGGCUGUCUGAUGGAGCUCUGCAUCCAGCUCAGCAUCACCAUGCUCGGCAAGCAGCUCAUCCAGAACAAUCUGUUUGAGAUCGGAAUCCCCAAACUCAAAAAGCUGAUAAGGUACAUCAAGAUGAAGAAGGGCGCCUUUCAGGAAGAGGAGCAGCGAGAGAAGAAACUGCAGCGCUACGAGACGGAUCACUUCCUGGAGCCCUAUGCUGGUCUCACCCCGGAGUACAUGGAAAUGAUCAUCCAGUUUGGCUUUGUCACUCUGUUUGUGGCAUCCUUUCCACUGGCUCCGCUCUUCGCCCUGCUAAACAACAUCAUCGAGAUCCGUCUCGAUGCCAAGAAGUUUGUGGCAGAGCUAAGAAGACCUAUAGCUGCGAGAGCAAAAGACAUUGGUAUCUGGUAUAAUAUCCUAAGAGGGAUUGGCAAAGUGGCUGUUAUUGUGAAUGCAUUCGUGAUAUCAUUCACAUCCGACUUCAUUCCCCGCCUGGUCUACCAGUACAUGUACAGUCCAGAUGGCUCCAUGCACGGCUUUGUUAACCACACCCUUUCCUACUUCAACGUCAGUGACUUCGAAGAGGGCAAGGACCCUCUGGAGCCUAUGCACUUGGGGUACAGGGUGGAGAUCUGCAGGUAUAAAGACUACAGGGAACCUCCCUGGUCGCAGACUCCCUAUGAAAUUUCUAAGGAGUUCUGGGCAGUGCUAGCAGCCAGAUUGGCAUUUGUUAUAGUUUUCCAGAACGUGGUCAUGCUGAUGAGUGACGUGGUGGACUGGCUGAUUCCAGACAUCCCCAAGGACAUCAGUGUGCAAAUCCACAAGGAGAAGAUCCUCAUGGUGGAGCUCUUCAUGAAGGAAGAGGAGGUCAAGAUGCAAAAUUCAGAUAGCAUGGCUAUGCGUGCCGAUAAGGACAACUGCAAUAACCACAGCUCGGUGCACCGCUCAGAGUCCACCCCGAAUUCACACGGAAGUGUCUUCUAGCAUCCAUCCACAUGUCUGUGUAUCUGUAUGUCUUUCACUAGCCCAUCGGUGUCCUUUAAUGUAGACUGGACAUUCCACAGAGGGAGUCUUAUCCCCAAGGAAGAAGUUGGAGGAGGACCUGUAACUAUCACAAAACACCAUGCAUUUCUUAAGUACUCCCACCACAGAGCACGACAGACGCUGUAAGCACAUUUUAAACGGUUAGUGAAUGUGCAUUUAUUUGUACUCUUUAUAAAAUGUCCAAUACAGAGAAAAAUAUUUUAUUACUCAACUGGUCGUUUUUUCUUUUUCAGUUCUUCUGCAGUUUGUGUGCCUCUUUUCCUGAUGUGUAUUUCAUGCAUUCUCAAACCAUCCUUACAAUAAAACAAAUUAAUUUGUUUUAUAUUCAGUUCAUGUCAGGUUUAUGUGUGUCUAAAUUACAAGAAAUGAUUUAUCUGGGAGUAAUGAAAAAACAACUCCCAGACGUUUUCUCUCCCCCCCCACCCCCAAUUCAUCCCAAAUGGCAUUCCUAAGAGUGCAAUUGCCCCCGACACAGCAGUGGGUGGGAGAGUUGGAGACACAGAGAGGCGUCAUCACCAUGCCAUAGCCAGGGAGAGGAUACAGUGAGGGGUCUGUCAGGUUUCACCUUUGGUCAUGGGCUUCCUGUCCGCUUCUUUCAUUACAUCUGUGCCAUCUGGAGGAACUCUUUGUGAAGAAUAGGGUUGGGUCUGGAACUAUUGUAGACCUCUGCGGAUGCCAUGCCACUCUCUAUCUGUAUUUCCUUGUACAAAGUUGUGUUUUUAUUAUUUUUUUAAUAUAACACCCUUUCUAUGUAAUACAGAUGGUUAGAUGUAUCCACUCACACAAUGUCUAAUGGAUAAAUUUAUUUGUAUGUAGUGAGACUAGGAGAAUGAGUUUAUUAAGGAAGAGGAAAUCAGCUAGCCUUGUAUGUGUAUAUAUAUAUAUAUAUAUAUACAUUUCUGUAUAUAUCUUUUCUGUAGCAUGUAGAUAUGUUAUUUACUUAGCAUUUUCAGUAUACUUGAAGCUUUAACUUCAAAUCACUUGUGUAUUAUCUGUAUAGUUCUUGUAACAUUCUAACUGACUAUGAUGGUAUUAAAGCUUAAAAAAUAUUCAAAGUGGUGCACAGUAUAUAUCUUUUUAUAAGCUCUGUUUUGUGUUGUUUUUAUGUACCCUUCCUGUAAUUUCAUAAAUAGGAUGGAAUAUUCAUAGAGGCCUUUCGCAGUCCAUCUUAGAUUCAAAGUAACCGACUCGUUUCAAAACAUUAGUUUAAUGGGUGGAUUGGCUUCCAAAAACAUCAUUCCAAGAGUCUAUCCAGUAGCAUCUUUCCAGCACUUGAAAUUUCCUUGUAAUAUUCACAGGUAUGAAGCCCUAUGGCCAGGACACUAAUAGAAGUCUGUGAAUGAACUGGCUGGACUCACUUAAUGCUUAUCCUUUCUAAAUGUUUGAAAUUUUAUUUAAAAAAAUAAUAACUUGCUUUGGAAAUUCUGCAUAAUAUUUAUAUGCAUUGGCAACAUAUAUAAUGUGUGCCUGCAUCAUAAAUGUUUUGCAGCUGGGGGGGGGGGAAUCAUACAGUUUUUGAUUUUUGUUUUAUAUAUAUAUUUUUUUUUGAUCAUGCUGUCUGCUAUAAGGUCUUAAUAUGAUAUCACCAUGCAUGUAAGAAUCAUUAUCAGUUUAUUUUGGAACACUAUUAUAAAGACUAAGUGGAAAAAAAAGUAUAAAUCCUACUGAACGGAAAUUAAAAAAUUAUAGGAGCAUUAUUUUCAACAAUGACUUGAUUCUUAUAAUGAAAAUGUGCAGAGUGAUCUUAGUCCAUUCUUGAUGCUUCCUAUUCUGUCCAGAACAUUAUGCAGAGUAACAUUACAAUGUACUAGUAUGCACAGAACUUUACAUUUAAUAUAACCUCCAUAUUUACCUAACUUUUCAUUUUAUUUGACUUGUGUCUCUCCAGCGGACAACGAACCUGGAACACCUUAUAUGAACUCAUUCAUUCAUACAUUGAAAAAGUAUAAUUUCAUAGAAAUGUUAUAGUUUAUUUUGUAUUGAUACAGAUUUUGUCAUUAUAUACAUCCUUUUGAUGGGAAAUGACCCCCAAGAAUAAAAAUGUAAUUUAAAAGUAA